AGGACAGGUACUUGCUGAAUAUAUAAAUUUGUCUGGAUUAAAUCGCUUAAAUCGCCCGAUUUCCUUGAUCUAUACACCUGAUCCUCUGCCUUAUUAAAUUGCUUAAAUUGUCUAAUUUCCUUUAUUUCUACACCUAGACUCCGUUCUGACAAACGGAUCGUUUGCUCUUCAUUGUUGUUGUCUCUUCUGCCAGUGGCUUAGCGUCGGUACGGAAGAACCUGGCUUUUGAGGUAGUGUCAGCAUCGCAGGUUUUCAGCCGCUGCGCUGGCAAAAUUUCGGGAGUAACCCGGCCCAAGACUUGAACCGGCAAUUGAAGCUAUCGUGGAUGAAUACUUCAGCGCUAUUUUUUCUAAGCAUGGGGACCCCAAUCUAUUACCCAUACAGGCCAUACUUAUCGACGACAGCGACUGAUCGUGUGCUUUCCUCGCCAGAGCUCCUUUGCCAAAUCUUCUCUUGGAUUAACAAAGAUGACACUUUUAGUUGUACGAUAGACAAUGAGGCGGAGGACGUUUUCUAUGAAAGCAUCGACUGGAGCAAGGUCGGUUCUCUUAGUGAGAUUGACUGGAGCAAUUGCCCAGAGGCUCAUUAUUACGGCAAGCGUGGCGUCUUGUUUCGAUGCAGUCUGGUCAAUUCACUUUGGUGGAGCGAGGCUAUCCGGUUUAUCUGGGAACGCCUAUCUGGUGGCCACUGGGACACCGAUCUCCCGGGCUGCUUUGCGGGAUUUCUUGAUCCUUAUCGCAAACAGUUUUACGCAAACUUGGUCAAGCAAGCUGACCUAGUCACGAUCGACGAAGACAAUGCAGACGCCCACGAUCGUCUAAUUCAAGGAGUUAUUUUUCCGAACCUCAAGCGGUUGUGCUUGUACUGCCCAGCAAAUGUUGAUUAUGUUCCACAGCUACAGUGUCCAUCCCUAAAUAUACUGGAGAUUGAUCCGUAUUUUGAUAGUGAAUUUGGUAGAAACCAAUAUGGACUGAGCCAAGAACAGUGGGAUAAAGUGUUAGAUCGGAUUUCUGCCCUUUUUCCAACCCUUCGAACCGUUAAUUUCUUGGAUUAUGCGCGCGUUUGGCCGGGAGCAUUAACGCGCUUUGAGAAAAGCCUACCGGCCUUGGAAGCCUUUGAUAAAAAAUUUGUAGUGGAAAGUACAAACACAGAGAUAUGGUGAUUGCAGAGAUUCGUCUCUUUCAGUGCAAUAUUUGUGUUGCAUAUUACAAUUAGCCACAUUCCCGACGCUAAAGAUCUGAAUACUGUCCGAGCUCCUUCCUUCGCGUCUCUUUUACAAUUAUUGGGAACCUCGCAACCAGAAUGCAGAGACAAUACCGGAUAGCCUGCUUCUGUGGUUGUCUUUAUACCCCAGAGAAACGGGGC
This is a messenger RNA of Aspergillus caelatus, 1365 nucleotides long. RefSeq lists its product as uncharacterized. Lineage: Eukaryota; Fungi; Ascomycota; Eurotiomycetes; Eurotiales; Aspergillaceae. The transcript is spliced from 2 exons. The record is from RefSeq and is a predicted model, not a curated record. The coding region runs from base 326 to 1162 and encodes 278 amino acids.